CGCGGUGACGUCAGCGCGGGUCAGCGCGUUAGGAGAAUCAGCGCGGCGAAGGGACCGGCGGGGCGCGGAGCUGUGGGAGGUGAAGAGCGGAUUCUGUUCGCGGUCUGCGGGGUCACUGGUAGGAGACUUCCCGAGGUCCUGUCCGCAGGCUGCAGUGACCGGGCUUUCACUGGAGCGGAAGCUGCUGGAAGGCAGACCGGCUACCAUGUCCACAUUCAGGCAGGAAGAUGUGGAAGACCAUUAUGAGAUGGGGGAGGAGCUGGGCAGCGGCCAGUUUGCCAUUGUGCGGAAAUGCCGGCAGAAGGGCACUGGGAAGGAGUAUGCAGCCAAGUUCAUCAAGAAACGCCGCCUGUCAUCCAGCCGGCGGGGGGUCAGCCGGGAGGAGAUCGAGCGGGAGGUGAACAUCCUGCGGGAGAUUCGGCACCCCAACAUCAUCAUGCUACAUGACAUCUUUGAGAAUAAGACCGAUGUGGUGCUCAUCCUGGAGCUGGUUUCUGGUGGGGAGCUCUUUGAUUUCUUGGCCGAGAAGGAGUCGCUGACAGAGGAUGAGGCCACUCAGUUCCUUAAGCAGAUCCUGGAUGGCGUCCACUACCUACACUCCAAGCGUAUCGCUCACUUUGACCUCAAGCCCGAAAACAUCAUGCUCCUAGACAAGAACGUGCCCAACCCACGCAUCAAGCUUAUUGACUUUGGCAUCGCUCACAAGAUUGAAGCCGGGAACGAGUUCAAGAACAUCUUUGGCACCCCAGAAUUUGUUGCUCCUGAGAUUGUCAACUAUGAACCCCUGGGUCUGGAGGCGGACAUGUGGAGCAUUGGUGUCAUCACCUAUAUCCUUUUGAGUGGCGCAUCCCCAUUCCUGGGUGAGACCAAGCAGGAGACCCUGACCAAUAUCUCAGCCGUGAACUAUGACUUCGAUGAGGAGUACUUUAGCAACACCAGCGAGCUGGCCAAGGACUUCAUCCGCCGGCUGCUUGUCAAGGACCCCAAGAGGAGAAUGACCAUCUCCCAGAGCCUGGAGCAUUCCUGGAUCAAGGCGAUCAGGCGGCGGAAUGUGCGGAGGGAAGACAGUGGCCGGAAACCGGAGCGUCGGCGCCUGAAGACAGCCCGCCUCAAGGAGUACACUAUCAAGUCCCAUUCGAGCAUGCCCCCCAACAAUACCUACAUCAACUUCGAGCGCUUCUCCAAGGUACUGGAGGAGGUGGCGGCGGCCGAGGAGGGCCUGCGUGGGCUGGAACACAGCCGGCGGCUCUUCCAUGAGGACAUCGAGGCCCUGACAGCCAUCUAUGAAGAGAAGGAGGCCUGGUACAGGGAGGAGAACGAGAGCAUUGGCCAGGACCUGCGACGGCUGCGGCAAGAGCUGCACAAGACCGAGGCCCUCCAGCGGCAGGCCCAGGAAGAGGCCAAGGGUGCCCUGCUAGGGGCCAGCGGGCUCAAGCGCCGCUUCAGCCGCCUUGAGAACCGCUACGAGGCUCUGGCCAAGCAGGUGGCCUCCGAGAUGCGGUUUGUGCAGGAUCUUGUACGCGCCAUGGAGCAGGAGAAGCAACAGGAGGUGGAAUGUGGCCUCCGCUAGAGCCACGUGGAGGGUGGGUCCAGAGGGUUCUGGUGGUGGGUGUCCCCUUCACAGCCCUGGAGCCAUGCCCCUCUGUCUUCAUUCUCUGGCUCUAGAGAGUUCCCGGGCUGGGGCUGAGAUGGGAAGAGGCUGGACUGGGUGGGAUGUGCUUCCUGAGGCCCAGAAUUCACUGCUGAGAGGAGGGGCUUGGGCGGCUCUGCCCCAGGAAGACGAUGCUGAUCUGGGCAGCCUCUGCACAGCCUGCCUCCCCUGGCUUAGCCUCCCUUACCCCCCACACACCUCUCUCUUUCUCUCUCUCAUUCUCACAAUGGUGACAGGGGGUGGGGUGGUGGUGGCGCUUCUGGGGUAGUGUCAUUUCUGGAACUCUGAACUCUCUGUAAGGGGGUGGUACAUCCAAGAUGGACUGGCCGUGUGGACACACAUGCUUCAUGCCUGGCCCGGUGGCAGGGAGGCAGCCUUCAUGUCUCGGGUCAGGGGGCUGCAGGGCAGGCAGAGUACAUGGAGCAGGGCCUGGCCACCAUCUUCAGGCCCUCCCUGCCCAUCCAAGCGCACCCAGCCUCGGGGCGGGUUUCCGAGGGCCCCUGCAUGCCCCCGGGCUCGGAAUCGCAGGGGCCUCUGCUGGAUAUGGGCUCUCCUGCGAGCUGAACGGAAAUAAAGCCCGAUUCUGACAUUUA
This is a messenger RNA of Myotis davidii, 2244 nucleotides long. RefSeq names its product death-associated protein kinase 3 (gene DAPK3). Lineage: Eukaryota; Metazoa; Chordata; Mammalia; Chiroptera; Vespertilionidae. Gene Ontology annotation, molecular function: ATP binding; protein serine/threonine kinase activity. The record is from RefSeq and is a predicted model, not a curated record. Bases 206 to 1570 code for a protein of 454 amino acids. The transcript has 9 exons. Gene Ontology annotation, biological process: protein phosphorylation; positive regulation of apoptotic process; intracellular signal transduction. Gene Ontology annotation, cellular component: nucleus; cytoplasm.